GGCCCUCGGGGCGGAGCCGCCGGAGCAGCGCCCGCCGGAGCGGGGAGCGCCGAAGCCCCGGCCCCGGGAUGAGCUUCCCGCGGCCCCUCCGCCGCUCCGUGAGCCUCAGCCCGGCCCGGAGCCUGCGCCUCGUCGUGCUGGGGCAGAGCGCAGUGGGCAAGACAGCGCUGACCGUCAGGUUCAUCACCAGGAGAUUCAUUGGAGACUACGACCCGACCCUGGAGAUGAUUUACAGACACGUGGCUGUCAUUGACGGGGAGAUGGUGCACUUCGAGAUCCUGGACACCGCGGGACAGGAGGAGGACUCGCUGCAGAUAGAGGAGAAGAUCAAGUGGGGCGAUGGCUUCGCCGUGGUCUACUCGGUGACGGACAGAUGCAGCUUCGACGAGGUGAUGCGGCUCUGCUUCCUCAUCAACCACAUCCACUCGAGCCCCCGGCGCAGCAGCGCGGGCGAGCAGCCGCCCGUCGUCAUCGUGGCCAACAAGAAGGACCUGCAGUUCGACCGGAUGGUGUCCACCGAGGACGGCGAGAACCUCUCCAAAGCCUUGAAGCUGCCUUUCUACGAGAUCUCCACCCGGGACAGCUACGAGGAACCCGUGGCCGUGUUCAACGCCCUCUACCAGGAGCUCAUGAGACAGGGGCACUUCUCCCCGGGCUCCUUCAAGAGGAGGACGGUGUCGAAGCUGAUGGAGAAGAUCCCAAAGAUGCAGGCGAGCUCCACGCCGCACUCGGCGGGACGGAGCCUCAGCUUUAACUCCUUCAGGGACUACAUCCCCGAGUGAGCGGAGGCGCGGACACAGGGACAGGUCUUAUCCUGCCGCUUCAGCUCCAGGAGG
Molecule: messenger RNA, 836 nt
Organism: Pezoporus flaviventris
Lineage: Eukaryota; Metazoa; Chordata; Aves; Psittaciformes; Psittacidae
Product: ras-related and estrogen-regulated growth inhibitor-like
Exons: 4
Coding region: 69-782 (237 amino acids)
Molecular function (GO): GTP binding; GTPase activity
Source: RefSeq, a predicted model, not a curated record